Messenger RNA from Dibothriocephalus latus, 216 nucleotides. Lineage: Eukaryota; Metazoa; Platyhelminthes; Cestoda; Diphyllobothriidea; Diphyllobothriidae. The record is from the annotation of a GenBank genome assembly.
UUCGAUCGUGACUGCUCCGCUUACUACACCCCUGAGGGGCGUAUGCCGCUGAUAUGGUUUAGGUGCCUCCUCGUCUUCCUGGAGAACUAUCGAGAUGCCGUCUGUCCGGGAGAGCGCGAGCAGCUGGUGAAACUCUGUCGGCGUCACGAACAUCCCGGCAUCACGCCCGAACUACGGGCCCUCAUUGGCCUUAUAUCAACAGAGCCCAAAAUCUAG